Colletotrichum orchidophilum is the source of this 909-nucleotide messenger RNA. RefSeq names its product fumarylacetoacetate hydrolase. The transcript is spliced from 6 exons. Lineage: Eukaryota; Fungi; Ascomycota; Sordariomycetes; Glomerellales; Glomerellaceae. The record is from RefSeq and is a predicted model, not a curated record. Bases 1 to 909 code for a protein of 302 amino acids. Gene Ontology annotation, molecular function: acetylpyruvate hydrolase activity.
AUGGCUUCACAGACACAAGCACCCUUUACCCGCUUCGUGCGAUUUGUCCCGCGCUCUGAUCCCAACAAGAUUCUCAUUGGAGAGCCCGAAUCAGAGUCUGUCGAUGUUGGUCUUGCCGUGCGCAACGGCGAGGAGGUGAAGGUUGUAGUGUGGUCCGGAUCCAGUGUCGUUAAGCCGGGUUCCAAGACCGAUCAGCGGGCCGUCAUUGAUCGCGUUCUCUCGCCCGUCUCUGCCGAGGAGGUCGGAACGAUCCGGUGCAUCGGCUUGAACUACGUUCAACACGCAAAGGAGACUGGUUUGGCCCUGCCCGAAGUCCCGACUGUCUUCUUGAAGCCAAGCACUGCCCUGGGAGACCCGUGGCCGGCGCCUACAGUGCUCCCUCUGCUUACCCAGGCUGAUGAUUGUGGUGACUACGAGUCUGAGCUCGCCGUAGUGCUGGGAAAGACUGCCAAGAAUGUGUCGGAAGCCAACGCCCUGGACUACGUCUUGGGUUACACUGCCUGCAAUGACGUUUCUUCCCGGACGUACCAGCUGAACCAGUCGCAAUGGUGCUUUGCCAAGGGAUUCGAUGGAUCCUGCCCAUUGGGCCCAACUUUGGUUUCCAAGGAUCUCAUUCCGGACCCCAGCAAGUUGAAGAUGCGCGGCUUGAAGAAUGGUGAUGUUCUCCAGGAAUCUGGCAUUGACGACCUGAUCUUCAAUAUUCCCAAGCUCAUUAGCUUCCUUUCUCAGAGUACGACGCUGCCCGCUGGAACGGUGAUCAUUACAGGAACCCCCGCCGGUGUCGGCCUGGGCCGGAAACCCAAGGUGACUCUGAAGGACGCCGAUGAGUUCCACGUUGAGAUUCUUCCCCAUAUCGGCACGCUGGUCAACACCUUCCAAAACGAGGGUGUGACCGCGGUUGGGCAGUAG